AUGACUCCUCCUGUGGGAUCACCGCAAGCCCUCGUGGCCUCCCCGUACGACACGGACACGCCCUCGGAAAAGACUGCGUCUGACCCGACUCUGAACCCAAGUGUCAGCCAUGUGGACGGCAAGACCGGGGCGGCUGCCGAUCUCUAUGACCCAAGUCGGUUUUCACACAUUGACGAGGGAAAGGUUUUGAGAAAAAUGGACGUUUUUCUCAUCCCGAUGCUGGCAUUGCUGUACCUUCUUUCCUUUCUUGAUAGAGCCAACAUUGGCAACGCCAAGAUAGAAGGCCUGCAAGAGGACCUCGGCAUGACCGACGACCAGUAUAACUGGUGUCUCACCGCCUUCUUCUUCACCUACGUCGUCUUCGAGAUCCCCAGCAAUAUCCUUAUCAAACGAUUUCGACCGAGUCGCUGGCUGCCAUUCAUCAUGGUCUGCUGGGGCAUCGUGGCGACUUUGAUGGGCAUCGUGAGGAGUUAUACCGGCUUGCUGAUUGCACGGGUGUUUCUUGGUGUGUCCGAGGCUGGACUUUUUCCAGGAGUGGCCUACUACCUGACCAUGUGGUAUUGUCGGCAUGAGAUUCAACUGCGCCAAGCCCUGUUCUUCUCCGCCGCGUCCGUCGCCGGGGCCUUUGGCGGGCUUCUGGCGUUUGGGAUCGGCAAAAUGGACGGUGUGGGCGGCCUCGAGGGCUGGCGAUGGAUCUUCAUCCUAGAGGGCAUCGUGACCUGUGCGGUCGCUGUGAUCGCCUUCUUCUGCCUUUAUGACUUCCCCGAGACGGCCGAGUUUCUGACUGAGGAGGAGCGAGCCUUUGUGGUGCACAGACUCAGGUAUCAAGGUCAAAAAAUCAUGGUCGCCAAGGACGGCGCUGCUCCCAUGGUGGUGGCGCAGGCCGAAGAGUUCAAGUGGGACUAUGUCUGGCAGGCGUUCAAAGACUGGCAGAUCUGGGUCAACAUCAUUGUACUCUGGGGUAUCUCGUGUCCGAUGGCUGGUUUGAGCUUGUUCAUGCCGACCAUCAUCAAAGCGCUCGGAUUCACCUCCAGUAUGGCGCAGCUCAUGACGGUACCCAUCUACACCGCGGCGGCCGUACUUGCGGUCGUCAGCGCCUGGUGCUCGGACAAGGCCGGCAAGCGGAGCCCGUUCGUGCUGGGUUUCAUGACCAUCGCGGUCCUUGGCUUCUCCAUGUGUAUUGGUUCAGGCGAUCCCAAGGUUGUCUACGGAGGCGUCUUCCUCGGGGCCUGCGGCUUGUAUCCAGCGUUCCCCGGUAUCAUCUCCUGGCUGUCCAACAACCUAGCAGGCAGCUACAAGCGCGGCGUCGGCAUGGCGCUUCAGAUUGGAGCGGGCAACCUCGGUGGUGCAUUGGCAGCCAACUUUUACAGGAAACGGGAUGCGCCCCGAUAUGCCAUGGGCCACGGGAUAUCAUUGGGGUUCGAGAUCCUGGGAAUCAUCGCCAUUGUGAUUCUCAUCAUAGGUUACAGGGCGAGUAAUCGACGGCGCGAGAGGCGGCUAGCCGCAGGGGCGAUGGAGCAAUCCACCCCAGAGGAGCUGUCCGCCCGGGGUGACAAGGCGGUCACGUUCCGCUACAUGUUCUGA
Molecule: messenger RNA, 1584 nt
Organism: Purpureocillium lilacinum
Lineage: Eukaryota; Fungi; Ascomycota; Sordariomycetes; Hypocreales; Ophiocordycipitaceae
Biological process (GO): transmembrane transport
Cellular component (GO): membrane
Molecular function (GO): transmembrane transporter activity
Source: RefSeq, a predicted model, not a curated record